Brassicogethes aeneus is the source of this 2358-nucleotide messenger RNA. The record is from the annotation of a GenBank genome assembly. NCBI's taxonomy places the organism in Eukaryota, Metazoa, Arthropoda, Insecta, Coleoptera, Nitidulidae.
AUGUCUAAACCAAAAGUUAAAAAAACCAGAGCCGGUUUAAGUGUACAUUUAUUUGGAACAGUGACAGAUCUUGAUCCUGAAAUAAUAAAUGUGCUUCCAACUUACCAACAAGUGAUGUUGUGUUAUGAAAGCGUUCGCAUUCAGUUAAAAGGUGAAGGGAGCAAAGAACCUCCAUUAAAUACUAUUGCUAAUAUUGUAGCAGAAAAAAUUAAAAUUAUAUGGCAACGUGCAUCACUCCCAAUUUUAACACAUAAAAGAAUAGUAGAUAUGAUUUUAUCAUACCACGCCAAGUAUAAAAACAUAAUUAAACCUUUCAAAUCGAGAGACACACCGUUUUUAAGUAAAAAACUGGAAACAUUCAAAAACAGUGCCCAAAAACUUUUUGAUAUUUGUAGCUGCAAAUGUUCCACUUUUCAGAGCUGUAAAUGUCCAAAAGAAAAAAAGGUGUCUGAAAUUGAGUGGCCAUUCAUUAUCGAUCAAAGAAAUGACCGGAAAAUGUUAAUCGGGCCAGUUGAUCGUGUAAUAACAAAAAAACUUCAAAAAAAGUUAGAAAGACAAGCCAAAAACCUUAAACCACCUGUAAAAGGAGUCGACACCGACAUGUCGGUUUGCUGUCACCAAAGGAAAAUAGAAAGUCCUCAGCCAAGUACUAGUGGAAUACAAAUUAGCACUUCAGAUGACAGCGAUGCAGAUUUUGAAUGUCCCAAAUCUUUAAAACCAAAGCGACCCAAAAUUGAUAAACUGUCAUCUCAAAUGAGAGUUCCAUUAACUCAUACAGCAAAAGUUGCAGAUUUAACGGGUGUUUCGAGUCGAGUUGUAGCAAAAAUCACAACCGCUGUAUUGGAAGAUAUGAAUAUCGUUUCGGCUAGCAACACUUCCAAAGUCAUUGACAAAAAUAAAGUUCGGAGAGAAAUAAAAAGAAACAGAAAACAGUUAACAGAAAAAAGUUUUUGUGACAAUAAGAGAAUAAAAGGAUUAUAUUUUGACGGUCGUAAAGAUCAAACAUUGGAAUAUGUGGCCGGAAAACGCAUAGUUAAGCCUGAAGAACACAUUGCGCUUGUUGAAGAACCUAACAGUCAAUAUUUUGGCCAUUUGUCUUUAUUUCCUUCAGUAAAAGCAGUCGACUUAUCUAAUGGUAUUAUUAGAUUUUUGAGUGAUUUAAAUAUUGAUACACAAGAGCUUCAGGUAAUUGGAUGUAAUGGCACAAAUGUCAAUACGGGAUGGAAAGGAGGAGCUAUAAGGUAUAUUGAAGUCGCUUUAAAUAAACCUUUACAGUGGAGCAUAUGCCUAUUGCACUCAAACGAAUUGCCUCUUCGCCAUUUGUUACAGAAUUUGGAUGGCCACACAAAAGGUCCAUAUAGCUUUUCUGGACCUAUUGGCAAGUUACUUAAUGACUGUGAACUAAAAUCUGUUGAAAACUUUCAAAUAAUUUAUACGGAAUUGCCUGAAAUUGAGAAAAAUGAUCUUAGCAUGGAUCAAAAAUAUUUAUUUGACAUUUGUAAAGCUAUAAAAAGUGGAACAUGUUGUGAAAGUGUAGCUAAAAGAAACCCAGGGAAAAUAUCGCACUCCAGAUGGUUGACAACGGCUAAUAGAAUUCUCCGGCUUUAUAUUUCUACCAUAAAUCCAUCAGAAAAUUUUCAAAUUCUGGUGGAAUUUAUAAUGAAAGUCUAUGCGCCCAUGUGGUUUAAAAUCAAAUCAAAACCAUUCAUUCAAGAUGGAGCUCGACAUUUGUGGGAUGCAAUACGUCUGAGCAGACCAUUUCCAGACCACGUCAAAGUAAUUGUCUAUAAAGUUUUCGAAGGUAAUGCGUACUUUGGUCACCCUGAAAAUAUUUUAAUUGCGAUGAUGACAGAUGAAAGACAACACAUAAGACAGUUAGCUGUUAAAAAAAUACUUAAGAUCAGGAAGAAUUUAAUACAAUCUGAAAGUAUAAGAAUUUUUAAAAUCCCAAAGUUAAAUUUUAGUGCCGACGACUAUAUAGAUUUAAUUGACUGGUCUCAAACAAAUAUUUCAGAGCCACCUUUAACGAUGUCCAUGACUGAAGAUGACCUUAAUAAACUUCUUCAAACUGGAGAAAAGUUUCAACUCGAUAAAUUCCCAUGCCACACGCAGGCUGUCGAAAGGAUGGUUAAAAUUAUUACAGACGCAUCGACAACUGUUUGCGGUCAAGAGUCACGUGAAGUUGACAGGUUGCAAGAUCCAGACUACACAGUUGGUAGUAAAAAUGCAAAAAAGAGAUUAUAUCAUACUGCUUUUGUUGCGUCGAGUGAAUCCUCCAAGGAUAGCGAAGAGGAGAAUAUACAAGCUAAAGUAAAAACGACCAAAAAACAGCUCCGCGUGAUGGCCCUGAUUCAAUGA